AGCUCACUGACUGUAUCUCGAUGCUGGUGGGGAACAACGAGAGGAUUCAGGCCUUCAUCAGUCAGCUGGAGGAAACGUGCCGAGCUGUGGAUGAGAACGGCCGCAGACAGAAGUCGAAGGUGUGCGAGUCGUUCGAUCACUUGUUCGCCCUGCUGGAGGAGAGGAAGGGAGAGAUGACUCUGAGGAUCAACUGUGAGCAGGAGGAGAAACUGGACUACAUCCGCAGCCUGAGGAGGAGGUACAGCGAGCACCUGGAGAACACCGCCAAGGUGGUGGAGACCGCCAUCCAGACGCUGGACGAGUCUGAGAUGGCUGUGUUCCUGCAGACGACCAAACCGCUGCUGCAGAAGAUCUUGGAGGGCACCGACACGUCUCACCUGGAUCAGGUCCAACACGGCUACGAGAAGAUGGAUCACUUCACGGCCAACUUUCAGCGUCAGAGGAGAGCGCUGAGCAGAGUGGACUUCAUCAAACUGGAUGAAGAGGAUGAUGACGAUGAUGAUGAAGCUGUGGAGGUCAAGAGUUUGACAGCAGCCAGUCGAGUAGAGCUGCCGCCGCCGCAGGCCACAGGACCGUCAGCCAAUCAGCAGCCUCCUCUAGCUCCUGUUCAGUCGACAGGAAAUCAGCUCCUAACCCCGCCCCCUCAGAGACCAUCAGAAGCCCCACCCACCACCAGCAACACCUUGCAGACAAAGAGUCCCGCCCCCUCAUCUAGUGCUCUGCCUCUGCCCCUCCCUACCGCUGGCCCGGCCCCUCAGGGUCAGCCGGAUCAUCAGAGCGAGGAUGACGACAGAGACGGACCCAAACACGUCUUCUCCUUCAGCUGGCUCAACCAGAAGUGACACGCCUCCA
This is a messenger RNA of Labrus bergylta (ballan wrasse), 852 nucleotides long. NCBI's taxonomy places the organism in Eukaryota, Metazoa, Chordata, Actinopteri, Labriformes, Labridae. The record is from RefSeq and is a predicted model, not a curated record.